Messenger RNA from Colletotrichum phormii, 975 nucleotides. RefSeq names its product aflatoxin B1 aldehyde reductase member 2. Gene Ontology annotation, molecular function: oxidoreductase activity. The transcript has 4 exons. NCBI's taxonomy places the organism in Eukaryota, Fungi, Ascomycota, Sordariomycetes, Glomerellales, Glomerellaceae. Bases 1 to 975 code for a protein of 324 amino acids. The record is from RefSeq and is a predicted model, not a curated record.
AUGGUUUCUCAAGUACCCCUCACAGUAAUUCUUGGAACUCAUAGUGUUGGAGACUGCGUUGUCGACCCUCAAACCUCCCACUUCGAUAGCGAGCAGGACGUCCAAGCUCUUCUAGAUGCCUUCCACAGCCGUGGAUACAGGCACCUCGAUACAGCCCGAGACUACUCUCCAAAUGCCCCAGGUGCAUCCGAGUCACGUCUUGGUAAGUCCAAGGCUGCUUCUCGAUUCUCAAUUCACACGAAAGUCCACAGUGCAGACCCCGGAGACCAUCAAUCAGCGAAGCUCGAACUCAGCAUUAGCCGAUCGCUGAGCGAUCUCCAAACGCCCACCGUUGAGACAAUGUUUUUGCAUUUUCCAGACCGCCAGACUCCCUUUGAGGAAACGAUCAAAAAAAUGGAUGCCGCUCUUCAGCAAGGAAAGUUCAAGAACUAUGGCCUUUCAAACUAUUCAGCCGUAGAGGUGCAGAGGGUUCUCGAUGUCUGCGAUCAACACGGAUACGCAAAGCCCAAGGUGUAUGAGGGACAUUACAAUGCGAUUGUGAGAGGUGGUGAGAAGGAGCUGUUCCCCUUGUUACGCAAGCAUGGCAUGGCUUUCUACGCGUAUAGUCCCGCAGCUGGAGGCCUUUUCUCAGGACAUGCUGCUUCUUCAGGGCGAUGGAAGAAUGACAACUUCUUAGGCAAGGCUUAUACUUACCUCUACCGGAAGCCCCCGGUUCGUAUCGCGGUAGCCACCAUACUCGAGCUUGCGGCAAAACACAAUAUCGGCGGACAUGCAGCUGCCAUGCGGUGGACAGCGUUCCAUAGCAACUUGAAUGCGGAAUGUGGAGAUGCUAUCAUCUUUGGUGUUUCCAAGAUAGACCAGCUUCGUCAGACUCUCGACACUCUUGAGGCUGGCCCUCUUCCGGGGGACCUUGCAGAUGCUAUAGCAGCAAUCUAUAGUACAGUGGAAGGUGCCGAACCACCUUACCACCUUUGA